This is a messenger RNA of Rubroshorea leprosula, 1431 nucleotides long. NCBI's taxonomy places the organism in Eukaryota, Viridiplantae, Streptophyta, Magnoliopsida, Malvales, Dipterocarpaceae. The record is from the annotation of a GenBank genome assembly.
UGGGCCGAGCUCAAUGAGCGAAGCUAAGAUGGACAAAUUUUUGGGUGUUGCUGCUGGGGUGGCUAUUCCCAAAAAGCCGAGGAAGAAGUCCAAGACUUUUGAGGAUGUUGCGAGCGAUAAAGGAGAUGGGAACAAAGAGAAGGGGCAGAUGUCAAGUACAAAAAUCCAAGAUGUAGAGGCUGAGGAGCUAAGGUCUGAGCCCAAACGAAAGAGGAAUGAAGAAGUGGAUGAAGCCCAAAAGAAAAAGAGGAAAGUGGUGGAGGAGGUCAGGGGGGAUGAGGUAGUGGAGUUCGUACCUCGGCCACCUCCUGUUGAGCUUGAUCCUGAUCUCAGAGAGACCGAGGUUCCCACCUGUGGCAAGGGUAAAGCAGUUGUUCCCACUUCUUCUCUCCAAAGCAGCAUUUUUGGGAACAAGAAUUUUUCAACCGCGAAAAAUUUCAUCAACACCUAUAUUCCUAAAGUGGAUCGCUGUCAAGCAAGGGAGGAAGCGUUGAUGCAUGGAGGGACCUCAGUUGUGAGGCAUGCUCUUGAGAAGGAAAGAGAUGAGCUACAAAAGAAGAAUGGGGAAAUGAAGAGGGAACUGGAUAUAGUAGUACCAGCAAUGACGAGCUUGCAAGAUGAGAGAGACUCACUGAAGACAAUUCUUUCAUUCGAAGAGAGGAAAAGAAAGAUGUGCGAAAAAGAGAAUGAAGCACAAGAAGAAGAGAUAAAAAGAAUGAGAGAAUCUGAGGCCAAGCUCAAAAAGAAUGUUCAGCUACUAGUGCAUAAUGGGAUGGAGGAGCAUAUCACCAACUUCAUCAACUCCAGCUCGUUUAACAACAUUGUCAAUCUCUACCGACUACCUACUAUGAUCCUCACCUUCACUGAUUACAGAAAGAAGGUGAAAGCUGAAUAUCUCGAAGUGGAUAUAACAAAUAUCACCUUCGGCGAACAAGAGGAAAGGGUGGAGGAAAACGGUGAGAGUAUGUCAGUGGACUUUCAACCUCAGAUUAAACUGAGGUGGGAUCACGAUGAAGAAGGACACACUGUUUUUCCUUCGAACUUUGACUUCGAGUUUGUAGUAGUGGAGGAAGAGGAAGCAGAGGCGGAAGGUGCUGAAGUUGAGGAGAGCCAGCCACUUCUGCAAAUGGAGGUCCAUCCAGUUCCCUCUGAAGAAGAGCAGCCACCUCUUCCAACAGAUCAACAGCCACCCCAGCCACCUCCUCUAACAGAAUAGUUAGGAGUUUUUGUUUUUUAAUUAAUGUUGUUAGAAUUUAAACAAUGAUUAUUUUGGACAUUUUUGUAGCAUUUGUUGAUUAAUUUAAGGAAAAUUUUGAUUGUGUUUGUACACUUGUUUUAUCUUUUAUUUGUUUUGUAUUAACAUAAGAAUUGAGAUGAAGUAAAUCACUUCGAAUGUGAAGUGAAAUUCAUUAAUAAAAGUGAAGUUCAAGU